Messenger RNA from Entrophospora sp. SA101, 1275 nucleotides. The record is from the annotation of a GenBank genome assembly. Lineage: Eukaryota; Fungi; Glomeromycota; Glomeromycetes; Entrophosporales; Entrophosporaceae.
AUGACGCAAAAAACAUUAGAAACACUAACCGGACUCCUAAAAAAAGAUGAAAGGUUAGUAGUAGAAAGUAACCUUGCCAAAAAUAAAAUUAUUGAAUUAGCACUUCAAUUAGAUUUAAGGCUUCUGAAACUUCUCAAAUCUUCUCCCGAAAUCAAGAAAAUAUUUUUCCAAGAGGUUGACGACAUACUGGUUUUCGAUAAAAUAAAGUUUCAAAGUUUUAUUUCUAAUAAGCAAUUUCUCCCUGAUAGUUUUACCGCCUACAAAAAUAAAAUAGGUUUGUCGUCUGAUAGGCAAUACUUAACUGAUAGCGGAGAAGUUGUGUUGUAUGAUAAAGGAGAAAAAGUAUCUAUGGAUAAUAUUUCGCCAAAUGAUAAUUUAAUUAUCAAAGGUAAUAAUCUCCUUUCUUUAUAUAGUCUAAAAGAAAAAUAUCAAAAUAAAAUCAAAUUAAUUUAUAUUGACCCUCCUUAUAAUCCGGAUAGUAAAUCGAAUACUUUCGUUUAUAAUAACGGCUUUAAUGAAUCAACUUGGUUAACUUUUAUGAAAAAUAGGUUGGAAGUAGCCAAAAAAUUAUUAACUUCUGAUGGUUGCUUAAUUGUGGCAAUUGACAAGAACGAACAAGCCGAAUUAACUGUUUUAUUGAAAGAAUUAUUUCGUGGUUAUGAAAUUCAUGUUAUAACUAUCGUUCAUAAUUUACAAGGAACGCAAGCCGUUGGGUUUUCUUAUGUUCAUGAAUAUGCUAUUUUUGUUAUUCCUAGUAGUAAACUAAUAAAUAAAAGAAAAAUUGAUGCCGAAUGGAGAGAUUUCAUGCGUUGGGAUUCUGGAAUAGUAGGAAAUGAUAAAAAUGCUAUAAUUUUAGAUUUUUUUGGUGGCAGUGGCACCACGGCUCAUGCGGUAUUAGAACUGAAUAAGCAAGAUGACGGAAAUAGGAAAUUUAUUGUUUGCGAGCAAAUGGACUACAUUGAAACCGUAACCAAAGAAAGAAUUAGAAAAGUUUGCGAGAAUGAUAAUAAAGGUUCUUUUGUUUAUUGUGAAUUAGCAGAGUUUAAUCAACAAUUUAUUAAUCAAAUCCAGGAAGCAAAAAAUAUAGAGCCAAAAGACAUUGAUGAUACUAAAAAAGAGUUUGAAGAAUUAUUGUUUGAAGACCAGCAAAAAUUUUUGAUUUCCCUUUUGGAUAAAAAUCUUUUGUAUGUUUCCUAUUGCGAUAUGGAAGAUAAAAGUUAUGUGAUACCCGAGGAAGUUAAAAAGUUAAAUCGACAAUUUUACGAAGAAGGUUAA